GUUUGGUCUGAGAUCAGUUGAUGAUCCUGAUUCACCCCUGGACACACCUUGGUUGGUUGUAUCGUCUGUUGCCAUGGCGGACCCCACCGAUCUGAAUCUCGACGCCCCGAGCGAUCUCCAGGAUAUCCCGGAGAUGUCCAUGCAGUUGAUUCCGCCUCCCGAAGGCACCUUUCCGGACAAGGCUUCCCUCCUCGCCGCCGUGCAGGCGCAUGGCAAGGCGCAUGGCUACAACGUCGUCGUCAAGUCGUCCAGUACCCCCACGGAAAAGAAACCGGGCCGCACGGCCAAGGUGUGGCUGCGCUGCGAUCGCGGCGGGCACUAUCGCCCGCGCAAUGGUCUGACCGAGGAGACGAGAAAGCGCCGGCGGACCUCUCGCUUGAUGGACUGCCCAUUCAUGCUAGUCGCCGCGGGCACCCCGGGUAUCUGGACGCUGAGCGUUCUGAACCCGACGCACAAUCAUGGCCCGAUGCUCGAGAAACCUCGGCAAAUGUCGCAUCAUAAGGUGCGCAAGGGCCAGAUCGCGGCGCUUCCGUAUGAUUGGCCGCACGAUGCGAGCCUAACGCCAUACACCACCGCGCUCGUCAUAAUUGACAUGCAGAAAGACUUUUGCGUUCCCGGUGGAUACAUGGAGUUUCAGGGGUGUGACAUUUCUCCCGCCCAAGCCCUGAUCCCCAAGCUCCAACAAGUCUUGAAUGUCUUCCGAUCGUCGGGUUUCCCGGUGUAUCACACCCGCGAAGGUCAUCGACCAGACCUCUCUACACUAUCUAGUCGGGAGGCGUACCGAUCCCAGAACAACUCCUCGAGACUCGGGAUCGGCUCUCAAGGGCCGCUCGGACGGCUACUGAUCCGCGGGGAGAUCGGCCACGACACCGUGGACGAGCUGUACCCGAUCCCAGGAGAGCCCGUGAUCGACAAACCCGGGCGGGGGGCCUUUGCGCACACGGAUUUCGAACUACUCCUGCGAAACAAGGGCAUCAAGAACCUGGUCCUGGCAGGCGUUACGACAGACGUAUGCGUGGCGACGACGAUGCGGGAAGCCAACGACCGGGGAUUCGACUGUGUCGUGCUAGAGGACGGGACGGCAGCCAGCGAAUCAACCCUGCACGUCAGCACGUUGGAGGGGGUCAAGAUGGAAGGAGGAAUCUUCGGCGCGGUGGCCAAGAUCGAGGACCUGGUGGGCGCCGUCGAGAAUUUCAAAGCGACCGCGGCGAAGAAGCUGACCCCGCAGAUGACGGAUGAGCAGUAGGGUAUGGCUAUAGAGCGGGCUGUGGAUAUGGAGCGAGGAGUUUGGCUUUGAUUAUCAUUUCUCUUAUUCUUUUUAUCUUUCAUUUCCCGGUGAUUGUUUCUUUGUCUGGGACUGGGAACAAGCCGGUUUGCACUCUUAGCGUAGUGAGUUGGUUAUAUACAGGUAGUCAAUAUUGG
Messenger RNA from Aspergillus candidus, 1422 nucleotides. RefSeq names its product cysteine hydrolase family protein. The record is from RefSeq and is a predicted model, not a curated record. NCBI's taxonomy places the organism in Eukaryota, Fungi, Ascomycota, Eurotiomycetes, Eurotiales, Aspergillaceae. The transcript is spliced from 5 exons. Bases 74 to 1246 code for a protein of 390 amino acids.